AUGUUAACCGAAAAAGAAAGAAUAUUGCUGCUUAUGUAUCGAGGAUUUGGAGACCAUGUUAGAUCUUACCAAGAAGUGGCUGAUCUAUUCAAUGCUGAACAUCCGGAUCGUAAUCCUAUUUCUAAAUCUACCGUUCAAAAAACAGUGAUACGGUUUUUUGAAGCAGGAACAGUUAAAGACCGACCUCGCAGCGGAAGGCCAAAAUCCGCAACAAAUGAUGAUAAGAGUUUAGAUGUUCUGCAAUCAUUUCAGGAAAAUCCUCAUUUAUCUGUGUCAAGAGCAGCGCAAGCCCAUGACAUCAGUGAAGGUAGCGUUUUUAACAUUUUACAAAGACAGAAAUAUCAUCCUUAUAAAAUUAUUAUUGCUCAAGAACUUAUGGAAGACGAUUUUGAUAGAAGAAUUUAG
Molecule: messenger RNA, 405 nt
Organism: Trachymyrmex cornetzi
Lineage: Eukaryota; Metazoa; Arthropoda; Insecta; Hymenoptera; Formicidae
Exons: 1
Coding region: 1-405 (134 amino acids)
Source: RefSeq, a predicted model, not a curated record